Messenger RNA from Clonostachys rhizophaga, 2850 nucleotides. Lineage: Eukaryota; Fungi; Ascomycota; Sordariomycetes; Hypocreales; Bionectriaceae. The record is from the annotation of a GenBank genome assembly.
AUGGCUACCACCCAGCGAUUACCCUCCCAAUCCUCGCAGGCUCGAGGCCACAAACUUAAUCCCAUAAUUGAGGAAGACAGCGAUGAUGGUCUUCAUCAAUUCGCAAAAGUCAGCCACCAAGCGAGGCGUCAGGAUACGUCGCAUCUGAAAAUCCAGGCCUGGUUGUCGCCCAUGAGCGACCACUUCCCGACGCCCCGUGGUGUACAUUAUCUUGCUGCUCCCAUUCUGCCGUCUGACACUGAGUCCUCAGCCGGCGACACCUCCCCAACCACGUCAUCCAACGCCUGGAACAGAAUGAGUGUGGGUACCCAAAACACCGAAUUUGAGGACUUGUAUGAUGUGUCCGACGACGAGAAGAGAACUCCUCCCAAGGUCUCUGCCCAGCGCUCGGACAGUACUUCAUCCAACAAGUCCCAAUACAUUCAAAUCCUCCUUCCGGUCCCCGAGGUUGAGCUCAAGAAAUCCGACGAGGCACCUCCUCCCACCCCUGGAGCCCAGCUUUCCAUGUCACCAGCACAACUGAACUUUAUGGACAAGCAACAAGCCUUGGAGAUCCCAACUAUCUCAGCCCCUCCAUCUCUAGAUGGCAGUCUGAGCUCCGAGCAGCUCGCCACAAUGAGCGCCCCCGCAACCCCAGUCGAAGACGACGCCGAGGACCCAGGAAAGGCUGCAUGGGAGGGUGUCCAGCUUCAGCCUGACGCUCUGCGAACUCUUCAAGCCCUCUCUGGUGACAGUGAAAGUAUCCAGGAGGCCAGUUAUGAAGCUAUCCCAAUCCAACAUGUUUCUCCAGAACCCGUUGUUGAGAUGCAGCAUUACCCGCCACCACGCCUGGUAACCCGUCUUCUUACUCCAGUGCUUUCGACCAGCACCCGCUCACGAACAUCUCUAUCGGAACUGUCAAAGCUCGAGAUCCCAUCCCCGGAAAACUUCUUUGGUUCGCUAUCUCCCCGCUCGAGAAACACAUGGCAGACAUCCACUGUCGCGACUUCAGAGAUGCCUUCUGAGGAGAUGGUACCGCCCACGUCCACAACUGCUGAACAAUUCUACCGCGCCCCUUGGAACGCACACAAUUCCGCGCCGCCCGUGCCCAAGCUGUCAGAGUUUGCCGAAGACUUCUAUAGAAGCAGUGGGCUCUCUUCCUCCCCAGUUGAGCAGGUAGUGGAGCUCCCCGAUGAUUUGGUUGAUGACAUGCCCACUGCCCGCCCCAUUGUCGUCAGUCUACCAUCCGAAGAUGUUAUCAAAUCACCCUCUUCUCCUGGCGCUGCAGAUAUUCCCACCGAGAUUGUCGUUGAUUUUGAUCCCGAGUAUGCUCGGAAGCAACAAGAAGAAGCUCUCUCCAACCUCGACCGCACUGAGCUUUGGCUCUUGGCGCAGCAUUCAUAUCUGAAGGUCAUUGGAGAUAGAGACGAAGAUGAUAAGACCCUCGAGACUAUCCGCGAGGGUGGUGAGACGGAAGAUGAGGAAGAGGAGAAGCCCAGCAAGGCUACCCCUCCAGCGGUAAUGGAAACUACUCUGGAGAAGUUUCCAUCACCACCCAGAAAGACGGUUCGGUUCUCAGAUCUGAAUUCAACAACAGCUCAACCAAAGCGCCUACCCUCCAAACUAGUGCGCCAAGAGUCAGCCUACUACCGUGCCUUUUUGGACUACUUUGUCCGAGCACAUGGUGGUGAUGCAUUUGUUCACCAGCUUUCCCGCUUUGAAGCCCUCCAGGCUCAGCGAGUUUCUCUCCGCCAGUCCCAUCUCAAUCAGCUCCUUGGCAAAUACCAGCUCAGUGUCGUCCCCCAAUCCGCCAAGAAGCGACUCAGUACCAACGUCGUUCGCGGCGAUGACACAAUCACAGACGACCUUGAGAAGCUGCGACGGGAGAAAGAGUGGGAGGCAGCAGCUCAGAUGUCAAUGCCCACAUGGCACGUCGCUGCUACCAAAUUCUUGAACGGAGGCAGCCUGAUUACCUCGCCAGUGACAAAGCGACUAGCUCGCCUCUCACAGAUGGCUCCAGGCAAGGACGGCAUUACCCGUGACCGUGCAAGAAUCUUGGACCUCGGUGGACAGUCUACUUGUGAUUGGGCCUGGCACUGCGCCCUGCAGUAUCCCAAUACCAAGGUUUACACCGUCACAACGAAGGCAGUCCGACAACUGUCCAACGCGAACAUUCGCGGACCCCCAAACCACAGGCAGGUUGCAGUAGACCGCCUCACUCGCCUGCCAUUUGGCGAUAAUCAGUUUGACCUCGUUUACGCCCGGGAUCUCCACAGCAUUCUCAAGCUAUUCGGCGAGAAUGGCCAAGACGAGUGGGAGAUUUGCCUGCGCGAGUGCAUGCGAGUGCUCAAGCCCGGCGGCUACAUCGAGUUUUCGGUUCUUGAUUCAGAAAUCAUGAACGCCGGUCCUCUCGGCCACGCCAAGAGUGUCGAGUUCGGCUUCUCCCUGAAGACGCUCGGCUACGAUCCCAACCCAACCAAGAUGUGGCUUGGCCGUCUUGGCCGUGCAGGCUUCAAGAACAUCCGCCGAACAUGGCAAUGCCUCCCUCUUGGCCCAAAGAAGAACCUAAACACCUACGGGCUUCACAUCUCUGAAACGUCAGAGAUGGGCAGCAGCGAGAGCAUCGCCGGCGUCUGCAGCAUGGUCGGUGGCUGGAACUGGGAGCGGUGGCUCCUCCGAUGUGAGAUCGAGAAGUGCGCAGGGGAGAUGCGCCUGGCUGAUACCGUCACCGCCGGAGCGGCCAUGGAGGAGGCCGGCAAAUGCCUGAACGGCGUUGCCGCCUUGAUCGAGGAGGGGAGAAACUGCAAUGCGGGCUUCCGAAUGCUCUCUGGCUAUGCCAGAAAGCCCACUAUCAACGUUGAUGAAGCAUAA